This is a messenger RNA of Saccostrea echinata, 2229 nucleotides long. RefSeq lists its product as uncharacterized. The coding region runs from base 1 to 2229 and encodes 742 amino acids. Gene Ontology annotation, molecular function: nucleic acid binding. Lineage: Eukaryota; Metazoa; Mollusca; Bivalvia; Ostreida; Ostreidae. The transcript has a single exon. The record is from RefSeq and is a predicted model, not a curated record. Gene Ontology annotation, biological process: DNA integration.
AUGAAAAGAACACAGAAAGCUUUGAGUUAUAGGAAAUUACAUCUUCACAAAAUAGCUUCAAACAACCAGGAAGUUAUGAACGCUUUUCCACCUAGUGAUCUGUCAAGUGAAAUGAAAGACUUGGAUUUAUCAAAAGACAAUCUACCAACACAGCGCAGUCUAGGACUAAACUGGGACUUGCAAUCAGAUUCCUUUUUCUUUAAAAUUUCAAAUGACGUCAAACCAUUCACAAGAAGAGGUGUAUUAUCAACAAUAAAUAGUAUAUUUGACCCCCUAGGAUUUCUCGCCCCAAUUAUCAUGCAAGGCAAGUCACUUAUGAGGAAUCUUCUUCAAGAAACAGUCAACUGGGAUGAACCUUUACCAGAAAAUCAGUCUAUUCAGUGGGAAAAAUGGAGAAAUUCCUUACAACAUCUCCAAAAUCUACACAUCCCAAGAGUUUACAUAGAACUGACUCAGUCAUGGAGUGAGACAAUGAACAAAACAAUUCACAUUUUUUGUGAUGCUUCAGAAUCGGCAAUAUCAGCAGUGGCCUAUGUAGAAUCACAAGGAAACUUUGGAUUUAUCCUCGGCAAAUCAAAACUUGCGCCCUUACAAGGACAUUCGAUACCACGUUUAGAACUUUGUGGCGCUGUGUUAGCGGUGGAAAUUGCUAAGUGUGUAUCAGAACAGCUGGAAUUACCGAUUGAACAUUUUAAGUUUUACUGUGAUAGUAAAGUAGUGUUGGGAUAUAUUUUCCACAAUUCAAAGAGAUUCUAUCAGUAUGUGGCAAACAGAGUGAUGCAAAUUCGAAAAGUGACCAAACCAGAUCAGUGGUCGUACAUAUCAACAGACAAAAAUCCAGCUGAUCAAGCAACGAGACAGAUUCCAGCUCAAGCUCUACAAAACAGUACUUGGCUUUUAGGACCAUCACCUGCACACUUACAACAGAUUCAGCACCCAUGCAUAUCUUAUGAGAUGGUGGACCCAGAUUCAGACAGGGACGUCAGACAAGAAAUCACUUGUUUAAAGAUUGACAUCUCUAGACUCGGACUGAAAUCGGAAAGAUUCUCACGUUUUUCACAAUGGAGGAAACUUGUUGAAACUAUUGCCAGACUUCAACAUAUAGCACAUUCCUUUCAACAAGGAGACAGUAAAUGCUCUGGGUGGCAUGUGUGUGAAGAUUCAAGAACUGUGGAAAAUUUCAACAAAGCUGAGAAACUUAUCAUCAAAAUUGUGCAGAAAGAAGUGUAUUUAGAAGAAAUCCAGUGCAUAUUGAAAGAAAAACCUCUACCUAGAGAUAGUAACAUUUUACCUCUUUCACCAUUCUUGGAUAAAGAUGGAAUACUGAGAGUCGGUGGACGUCUCAACAAAAGUUCUUUACCAAUCAACGAGAAAAAUCCAGUGAUAAUACCCAGAAACCAUCAUAUAGCGUUGUUGAUUGUUCGUUACUAUCAUGAACUCUGUAAACAUCAAGGUCGCCACUUAACAGCAGGAGCGAUUCGUAGUGCUGGAUUCUGGAUAAUAGGAGCCAGAAAAUUAGUUUCAUCCAUACUUCAAAACUGUGUCAAAUACAGAAAAUUACGUGGAAAGCUAUUGUGUCAAAAAAUGUCGGACCUUCCUGCAGAUCGUUUGGAGCCUAGUCCACCAUUCACUUACAUUGGCCUAGAUACGUUUGGACCAUGGGAGGUAGUUACUCGUCGGACGCGUGGAGGAUCUGCAAACUCAAAAAGAUGGGCAAUCUUAUUUACCUGCCUUACAACGAGAGGAAUUCACAUUGAAGUUGUGGAGGAGUUGAGCUCUUCAUCAUUUAUCAAUGCCUUUAAGCGGUUUGAAGCCAUUCGAGAAAAAGUUACCCAAAUUCGUUCAGAUCAAGGAACCAAUUUCGUGGGUGCUAUAAAUGAUCUGAAAAUCGAUUCAGCUGGACUCAACUUAGAAGACGGUAAAUUCAAAAACUUCCUUUAUGAUUGUGGAACUACUUGGAAGUUUAAUCCACCCCACUCUUCGCAUAUGGGUGGCGCAUGGGAACGCCUCAUUGGAGUAGUAAGACAUGUGAUUGAUGCAGUUAUGUUGGAGAUACCAGAUAGAUCACUAACUCAUGAGAUACUGACGACAUUUAUGGCAGAAGUUUCAGCAAUCGUAAAUGCCAGACCAUUAGUCCCCUUAUCGGAAGAUGCAGAUGAACCGUACCCUCUGAGCCCUUCCAAGAAUCUUUACCCAGAAAACCCCUGUGAUCGUCGACCUUCCUGUUGA